This is a messenger RNA of Oncorhynchus tshawytscha (Chinook salmon), 2881 nucleotides long. Its product is annotated as B-cell lymphoma 3 protein homolog. The transcript has 9 exons. Bases 471 to 2474 code for a protein of 667 amino acids. The record is from RefSeq and is a predicted model, not a curated record. Gene Ontology annotation, molecular function: protein binding. NCBI's taxonomy places the organism in Eukaryota, Metazoa, Chordata, Actinopteri, Salmoniformes, Salmonidae.
GAGAGAGAGAGAGAGAGAGAGAGAGAGAGAGUUUACGGACUAGUUGAUUCGUUGCAAUAAAAGGAACAUAAUAGCCUAAUGAUUUUCUUCAAUUGCCCACUACCUGCAGUUAUAUUGCAGGUGUGUUGCCGUCAGGUUAUUUAAAAGUCUUAUAUUUAUCAUUCUGAACAUUUACUAUAAGUCAGUUGUGUGAUUUAAUUAAUUGAAGAAACUUAAAUUAGUAUCAGUUUACACUAAUUUUCUCAAAAUUAACAUUUAUGGAUUUGGAGAAUAGCCUCGAGCCAUUCUUGUAUUGGCUUGGCAAAUUACAUUAUUAAACUCCCAAAUCAAAACAACAUUUGGAUAUUUUCGUGGAGAAGGAGACUGUGCCUAGGCUAUAGAAAACAUAAAUUGAAUUGACAUUUGAAUCACUGCUAUGUUUUGAGACGACAAACACCCGAGGCUGAUUCCAGGAUACUUGAUCCGUGUUCAUGCCGAGGACCAUGACCAUGAACGGUCACCAGACUCAAACCACAGUGCCGCUGGAUCUGAGCACCACAACGAGGGAGCGUGGGAGCGGAGCCGACAGGACUCCCACCAGCAAAGGUCGCUCCGCCAGAGUAAGAAUGCAGUAUCCCGCUGCCCCCCUCACGGAGGAUGACGGUCCAAACGGAAAUCCCAGACACACUGUGGAGCCGCUGGAGCAUCGUUGUGGAGUAUCGUUGAUAAAACCUCCUGUGAAAACGGGAAACCCGGCUUUUCUGGAGAAAAAACACUCACCAGCUGCAACUUCUCACACGCCAUUCACUCCGAACCCUGGUGAGAGCAGCAAAACAGACACACGAACACAGAACAUAUCUUCCUCUUGGCUUCCUUUUAGGAAACGUCCAUUUCCUUCUGAAUGGGAGACGCCGGAACAGUCACGUACCCCACCCGGGAGAGAGGAGCGCUUAUCCCCUUACAAAAACAAAGACUUGUGCUGCAGACCGAGUCCUCCAAAGAUUUUAUUAAAGAGCUACGACGAUGAGAGCAUUGGUACCCUGGCAUCGGUCUCACACAGACAAUUGUCCGCCGCCAGCGGUUUUGACAAUGAACACCAAAGCAUCGAUCCGGUUCGUUCAAUGCAGGCACCCCGUCCUUACUAUCCCUAUCCAGGGCAUCCAUUCUACUCCUGGCCCAGCAGGUCACCGCUGGUUGUGAACGUGCCUGUCUCUCACCUCCAGUCCUCUCUUUACCCGGGACACCUGCUGGCAGAUGUUGCCCUGGCGACUCGCCAAGACAACGAUGGCGACACGGCUCUUCACAUAGCAGUGGUGCAGGGGCAGGAAGCUCAGAUCCAAAGAAUGAUCCUUCUCCUGGAACUGGUUCACACAGACCUGGACAUCUACAACAACCUGAGACAGACCCCUCUUCAUCUGGCUGUGAUUACCCAUCAGGCCCACAUGGUGGGGGCGUUGUUACGUGCGGGUGCUGACCCGGGGGCUCUGGACCGUAACGGUCAGACAACGGUCCACCUCUGCUGUGAACACGGCCAGCAGGCCUGCCUCUCUGUCGUCCUUUCCCACCCCUCCAUCUUGACUUGCCUGGAGGUCAGGAACUAUGAGGGCCUCACCCCUCUCCACCUAGCUGUACAGGGUGGACACAAGGAGCUGGUCAGAAUGCUGCUGGAUGCUGGGGCAGACAUCAAUGCUAUGGACAUCAAGAGUGGCCACAGUCCUCUCAUACACGCAGUAGAGAACCACAAUAUGGACAUGGUGCACUUCCUCAUAGAGAAUGACUGUAAUGUGAAUGGCCAGUCGUACAGUGGGAACACGGCCCUGCACAGUGCCUGUGGGCGAGGCCAGGUAGACACAGCCAGGCUCCUACUGAAGAACAGAGCCGACAGCAGUGUGAAGAACUACCACAAUGACACCCCCGCGAUGGUGGCCAAGAACAAGAAGGUAACAGAUGUACUACGAGGGAAGGGCUCCAGAAACCAGCAGCCCAAAGCUCAGCAGUGUGUACCAGCCUCACCACACAGGAGCACACCCCAGUCACAGAUUAGAGGUUCUCCAUCUCCCAGCCUUUCACCAUUGGCCACUCCCACAGCUUCGCCUCUUCACCGCAGCUCGUCCCAUUCCCCCAAGGCACCUCCCACUCCCUCUCCUCACAGCCAAUCAGCAGAGAGCCUGUCAGGCCGUCAGUCUCCAUUGAAGAUCCGGGAGAGCGAGCAGCUGCCGGUGAGGCUUGACUCCGAUAGGAUGACUGCAGUGGACAUCAGCCUGACCCAGGGAAGGACCUACAGCUACCCUCCAGCAAUGCACCACCAGUCCCCCAUCACUGAUGCUCAAAUAGGGCAUUUACUAGCCUAUUACUCCCCUGGAGUCCAGAGACCUCUUUAUCCAGAGCCUCCCUUUAUCCUCCUCCACACCAAUAUCCCUUCCCCAGCCACUGUCUCUACUGCCUCCCAAUCAGAUGUCUCCAUCAUGUGUCAGCAGCAGCAUGGGCAAAGGUAACAGUUGACAGAGAUGCACUUUCAGUGUUGCUGCAAAGUUAGGUUCCACCACUGUUUGAGUUAUUGGUUGGUAACAAGAUAGUUUGUUUACUGUUGGACUAUAGAGCCUAUGCCAGUAUGAUUAUGUACCUCUAGAUCUCAGCUGGAUGCAUUUGUCAUGUGACUGCAUUAGUCUCCUUGCAAUGACACCUACACUGGAAGAAUGAAUGUUACUGCAGUUUCCUGAAUAGACUUCAUUCAGAACUGUUAUCACCGUGUGUGUGAUGGGCUGUUUGGAAACUGGUGCUCCACCAGGAGGUCUUGAAUGCUGCCACCUUACUUGAAAUUCGUGAUUAUUUUUUAGCUUUUUCUUUUCUGGUUUACUUUGAAUAAUAUAUUGUAUAAUUGAUAAAUAUUUUUCUACAUCAA